AUGAUAGUGAAGGACACAGGAGCGCAGGCUGCAGACCACACCCUGACAGUGAAGGACACAGGAGCGCAGGCUGCAGACCACACCCUGACAGUGAAGGACACAGGAGCGCAGGCUGCAGACCACACCCUGACAGUGAAGGACACAGGAGCGCAGGCUGCAGACCACACCCUGACAGUGAAGAAGGAUGUAGAACAUGUUCAAUAUACUGUGUGUGAGGAAGAGGGGGAGGAGGGGGAGGAGGAAGAGGGGGAGGGUGUUAAAGCUGUGGACGGUGUAAACUGUGGUGUUAACUGCGAGGUGGAGGUGGAUGAGUGUGAGCCGGGCCCCUGUCAGAACGGGGCCACGUGUCUGGACCUAGUGGCUCGGUACCGGUGCCAGUGCGUCCCGGGCUUCGAGGGCCCGGACUGUGAGGUGGACAUCGACGAGUGCAGCAGCGCCCCCUGUCUGCACCACGGCCUCUGUGUGGACGCCGUCAACAGACUGAGACCCGGUCCACAGGGUCAGACUGAGACCCGAGACCCGGUCCACAGGGUCAGACUGAGACCCGGUCCACAAGCUCACAAUACCUGCACUGGAGGAGGAGCAGAGAGGAGGAGCAGAGAGGAGGAGCAGAGAGGAGGAGCAGAGAGGAGGAGCAGAGGGGAGGAGCAGAGAGGAGGAGCAGAGAGGAGGAGCAGAGAGGAGGAGCAGAGAGGAGGAGCAGAGGGGAGGAGCAGAGAGGAGGAGCAGAGAGGAGGAGCAGAGAGGAGGAGCAGAGAGGAGGAGCAGAGGGGAGGAGCAGAGGGGAGGAGCAGAGAGGAGGAGCAGAGGGGAGGAGCAGAGAGGAGGAGCAGAGAGGAGGAGCAGAGGGGAGGAGCAGAGGGGAGGAGCAGAGAGGAGGAACUGAGGGGAGGAGCAGAAAGGAGGAGCAGAGGGGAGGAGCAGAGGGGAGGAGCAGAGGGGAGGAGCAGAGGGGAGGAGCAGAUGGGAGGAGCAGAGAGGAGGAGCAGAGAGGAGGAUCAGAGGGGAGGAGCAGAUGGGAGGAUCAGAGGGGAGGAGCAGCGAGGAGGAGCAGAGGGGAGGAGCAGAGAUGAGGAGCAGAGAGGAGGAGCAGAGAGGAGGAGCAGAGGGGAGGCGCAGAGGGAAGGAGACUGGAGGAGGAGCAGAGAGGAGGAGCAGAGGGAAGGAGCAGAGAGGAGGAGCAGAGAGGAGGAGCAGAAAGGAGGAGCAGAGGGGAGGGGCAGUGACGAGGAGCAGAGAGGAGGAGACUGGAGGAGGAGCAGAGAGGAGGAGCAGAGGGGAGCAGCAGAGAGGAGGAGACUGGAGGAGGACACUGGAGGAGGAGCAGAGAGGAGGAGGAGAGAGGAGGAGCAGAAAGGAGGAGCAGAGGGGAGGGGCAGUGACGAGGAGCAGAGAGGAGGAGACUGGAGGAGGAGCAGAGAGGAGGAGCAGAGGGGAGCAGCAGAGAGGAGGAGACUGGAGGAGGACACUGGAGGAGGAGCAGAGAGGAGGAGGAGAGAGGAGGAGCAGAGAGGAGGAGCAGAGGGGAGGGGCAGUGACGAGGAGCAGAGAGGAGGAGACUGGAGGAGGAGCAGAGAGGAGGAGCAGAUGGGAGGAGCAGAGAGGAGGAGCAGAGAGGAGGAGAAGAGGACAGAGACCUCUCCAACAUACAUGUCGUACCAGUGUGUGUGUGAUGGUACUGGUUUCGUGGGGCUUCACUGUGAGGAGGACAUCCCUGAAUGUGCCUCAGACCCGUGUCAGAACGGAGCCACGUGUUUGGACGGAGUCAACCGCUUCUACUGCCAGUGCUGGGCAGGUACCACCUCCUCCCACCUCCUCCUCUCACACCCACCUCCUCUCACAUUCACCUCCUCCUCUCACCUCCUCUCACACUCACCUCCUCUCACACUCACCUCCUCCUCUUUCACCUCCUCUCACACUCACCUCCUCCUCUUUCACCUCCUCUCACACUCACCUCCUCACACUCACCACCUCACCCUCACCUCCUCUCACACUCACCUCCUCCUCUUUCACCUCCUCUCACACUCACCAACUCACCCUCACCUCCUCACCUCCUCCUCUUUCACCUCCUCUCACACUCACCUCCUCCUCUUUCACCUCCUCUCACACUCACCUCCUCCUCUUUCACCUCCUCUCACACUCACCUCCUCACACUCACCACCUCACCCUCACCUCCUCUCACACUCACCUCCUCCUCUUUCACCUCCUCUCACACUCACCUCCUCCUCUUUCACCUCCUCUCACACUCACCUCCUCACACUCACCACCUCACCCUCACCUCCUCUCACCUCCUCACACCCUCACCUCCUCUCACCUCCUCACACCCUCACCUCCUCUCACAUUCACCUCCUCCUCUUUCACCUCCUCUCACACUCACCUCCUCUCACCUCCUCACACCCUCACCUCCUCACACUCACCACCUCACCCUCACCUCCUCUCACCCUCACCUCCUCCUCUUUCACCUCCUCUCACACGCACCUCCUCUCACCUCCUCUCACCCUCACCUCCUCCUCUUUCACCUCCUCUCACACGCACCUCCUCUGGCUGGAGGUUAUGAAGGGGACCUCACAUGUGACCUCCUCUGCAGGUUAUGAAGGGGACCUCACAUGUGACCUCCCUCUGCAGGUUUUGAAGGGGACCUCACAUGUGACCUCCUCUGCAGGUUAUGAAGGGGACCUCACAUGUUAUGAAGGGGACCUCUGUGAGGUGGACAUAGACGAAUGCCUGUGGGAGCCCUGUGCUCACGGAGGUCAGUGUUUCCAGCGCUCGGACGUCCUGCUCUACGACCGUCUGCCUGAGCUCAGCUCCUCCUCCUUCAGCUUCGCAGACGCCGUGGGCUUCAUCUGCCGCUGUCAGCCGGGAUACAGCGGAGAGAACUGUUCUGUGAACGUGGACGAGUGUGAGUCUGAGCCGUGUGUGAACGGAGGCCGCUGUGAGGACCGGGUCAACGCCUUCUCCUGUGUCUGUGCCGCGGGAUACACCGUCUGUCUGCACACAAUGACCUGCACCUCCCUGCGACUGGCACCUCCUUCUGCACCUCCCUGCGACUGUCACCUCCCUCUGCACCUCCCUGCGACUGUCACCUCCCUCUGUACCUCCCUGCGACUGUCACCUCCUUCUGCACCUCCCUGCGACUGUCACCUCCCUCUGUACCUCCCUGCGACUGUCACCUCCCUCUGUACCUCCCUGCGACUGUCACCUCCUUCUGCACCUCCCUGCGACUGUCACCUCCCUCUGUACCUCCCUGCGACUGUCACCUCCCUCUGUACCUCCCUGCGACUGUCACCUCCUUCUGCACCUCCCUGCGACUGUCACCUCCCUCUGCACCUCCCUGCGACUGUCACCUCCCUCUGUACCUCCCUGCGACUGUCACCUCCUUCUGCACCUCCCUGCGACUGUCACCUCCCUCUGCACCUCCCAGCGAUUGGCACCUCCUUCUGCACCUCCCUGCGACUGUCACCUCCUUCUGCACCUCCCUGCGACUGGCACCUCCUUCUGCACCUCCCUGCGACUGGCACCUCCUUCUGCACCUCCCUGCGACUGGCACCUCCUUCUGCACCUCCCUGCGACUGGCACCUCCCUCUGUACCUCCCUGCGACUGUCACCUCCCUCUGCACCUCCCUGCGACUGUCACCUCCCUCUGUACCUCCCUGCGACUGUCACCUCCUUCUGCACCUCCCUGCGACUGUCACCUCCUUCUGCACCUCCCUGCGACUGUCACCUCCCUCUGUACCUCCCUGCGACUGUCACCUCCUUCUGCACCUCCCUGCGACUGUCACCUCCUUCUGCACCUCCCUGCGACUGUCACCUCCCUCUGUACCUCCCUGCGACUGUCACCUCCUUCUGCACCUCCCUGCGACUGUCACCUCCUUCUGCACCUCCCUGCGACUGUCACCUCCCUCUGUACCUCCUUGCGACUGUCACCUCCCUCUGUACCUCCCUGCGACUGUCACCUCCCUCUGUACCUCCCUGCGACUGUCACCUCCCUCUGCACCUCCCUGCGACUGUCACCUCCCUCUGUACCUCCCUGCGACUGUCACCUCCUUUUGCACCUCCCUGCGACUGUCACCUCCUUUUGCACCUCCCUGCGACUGUCACCUCCCUCUGUACCUCCCUGCGACUGUCACCUCCUUUUGCACCUCCCUACGACUGUCACCUCCCUCUGUACCUCCCUGCGACUGUCACCUCCUUCUGCACCUCCCUGCGACUGUCACCUCCUUUUGCACCCUCCCUGCGACUGUCACCUCCUUUUGCACCUCCCUGCGACUGUCACCUCCCUCUGCACCUCCCUGCGACUGUCACCUCCUUCUGUACCUCCCUGCAACUGUCACCUCCUUCUGCACCUCCCUGCGACUGUCACCUCCUUUUGCACCUCCCUGCGACUGUCAUCUCCUUCUGCACCUCCCUGCGACUGUCACCUCCCUCUGUACCUCCCUGCGACUGUCACCUCCUUCUGCACCUCCCUGCGACUGUCACCUCCUUUUGCACCUCCCUGCGACUGUCACCUCCUUCUGCACCUCCCUGCGACUGUCACCUCCUUUUGCACCUCCCUACGACUGUCACCUCCCUCUGUACCUCCCUGCGACUGUCACCUCCUUCUGCACCUCCCUGCGACUGUCACCUCCUUUUGCACCUCCCUGCGACUGUCACCUCCUUUUGCACCUCCCUGCGACUGUCACCUCCCUCUGCACCUCCCUGCGACUGUCACCUCCUUCUGUACCUCCCUGCAACUGUCACCUCCUUCUGCACCUCCCUGCGACUGUCACCUCCUUUUGCACCUCCCUGCGACUGUCAUCUCCUUCUGCACCUCCCUGCGACUGUCACCUCCCUCUGUACCUCCCUGCGACUGUCACCUCCCUCUGUACCUCCCUGCGACUGUCACCUCCUUCUGCACCUCCCUGCGACUGUCACCUCCUUUUGCACCUCCCUGCGACUGUCACCUCCCUCUGUACCUCCCUGCGACUGUCACCUCCUUCUGCACCUCCCUGCGACUGUCACCUCCUUCUGCACCUCCCUGCGACUGUCACCUCCUUUUGCACCUCCUUGCGACUGUCACCUCCUUUUGCACCUCCCUGCAACUGUCACCUCCCUCUGUACCUCUCUGCGACUGUCACCUCCUUUUGCACCUCCCUGCGACUGUCACCUCCCUCUGUACCUCCCUGCGACUGUCACCUCCUUCUGCACCUCCCUGCGACUGUCACCUCCUUUUGCACCUCCCUGCGACUGUCAUCUCCUUCUGCAGCUCCCUGCGACUGUCACCUCCCUCUGUACCUCCCUGCGACUGUCACCUCCCUCUGUACCUCCCUGCGACUGUCACCUCCCUCUGUACCUCCCUGCGACUGUCACCUCCCUCUGUACCUCCCUGCGACUGUCACCUCCUUUUGCACCUCCCUGCGACUGUCACCUCAUUCUGCACCUCCCUGCGACUGUCACCUCCCUCUGCACCUCCCUGCGACUGUCACCUCCUUCUGCACCUCCCUGCGACUGUCACCUCCUUUUGCACCUCCCUGCGACUGUCACCUCCCUCUGUACCUCCCUGCGACUGUCACCUCCUUCUGCACCUCCCUGCGACUGUCACCUCCUUCUGCACCUCCCUGCGACUGUCACCUCCUUUUGCACCUCCUUGCGACUGUCACCUCCUUUUGCACCUCCCUGCAACUGUCACCUCCCUCUGUACCUCUCUGCGACUGUCACCUCCUUUUGCACCUCCCUGCGACUGUCACCUCCCUCUGUACCUCCCUGCGACUGUCACCUCCUUCUGCACCUCCCUGCGACUGUCACCUCCUUUUGCACCUCCCUGCGACUGUCAUCUCCUUCUGCACCUCCCUGCGACUGUCACCUCCCUCUGUACCUCCCUGCGACUGUCACCUCCCUCUGUACCUCCCUGCGACUGUCACCUCCCUCUGUACCUCCCUGCGACUGUCACCUCCCUCUGUACCUCCCUGCGACUGUCACCUCCUUUUGCACCUCCCUGCGACUGUCACCUCAUUCUGCACCUCCCUGCGACUGUCACCUCCUUCUGCACCUCCCUGCGACUGUCACCUCCUUUUGCACCUCCCUGCGACUGUCAUCUCCUUCUGCACCGCCCUGCGACUGUCACCUCCCUCUGUACCUCCCUGCGACUGUCACCUCCCUCUGUACCUCCCUGCGACUGUCACCUCCCUCUGUACCUCCCUGCGACUGUCACCUCCCUCUGUACCUCCCUGCGACUGUCACCUCCCUCUGCACCUCCCUGCGACUGUCACCUCCUUCUGCACCUCCCUGCGACUGUCACCUCCUUUUGCACCUCCCUGCGACUGUCACCUCCCUCUGUACCUCCCUGCGACUGUCACCUCAUUCUGCACCUCCCUGCGACUGUCACCUUCUGCACCUCCCUGCGACUGUCACCUCCUUUUGCACCUCCCUGCGACUGGCACCUCCCUCUGUACCUCCCUGCGACUGUCACCUCAUUCUGCACUUCCCUGCGACUGUCACCUCCUUCUGCACUUCCCUGCGACUGUCACCUCCUUCUGCACUUCCCUGCGACUGGCACCUCCUUCUGCACCUCCUUCUACCAGAAACAAAGCCAAUAACAGGUGCCAUAUGUCGGGGGGGGGGGGUCUGCAGGGAGGUGGGGGUCUGCAGGGGGGGGGGGUCUGCAGAGAGGUGGGGGUCUGUAGGGGGGGGGGGUCUGCAGAGAGAGAGGGGGGGGUCUGCAGGGGGGGGGGUCUGCAGAGAGGUGGGGGUGUGCAGGGGGGGGGGUCUGCAGAGAGGUGGGGGUCUGUAGGGGGGGGGUCUGCAGAGAGGUGGGGGUCUGUAGGGGGGGGGGGGUCUGCAGAGAGGUGGGGGUCUGUAGGGGGGGGGGUCUGCAGAGAGGUGGGGGUCUGUAGGGGGGGGGUCUGCAGAGAGGUGGGGGUCUGUAGGGGGGGGGGGGUCUGCAGAGAGGUGGGGGUCUGCAGGGGGGGGGGUCUGCAGAGAGGUGGGGGUCUGCAGGGGGGGGGGUCUGCAGAGAGGUGGGGGUCUGCAGAGAGGUGGGGGGGGGGGUCUGUAGGGGGGGGGGUCUGCAGAGAGGUGGGGGUCUGUAGGGGGGGGGGUCUGCAGAGAGGUGGGGGUCUGCAGGGGGGGGGGUCUGCAGAGAGGUGGGGGUCUGCAGAGAGGUGGGGGGGGGGGGUCUGUAGAGACGUGGGGGUCUGCAGGGGGGGGGGUCUGCAGAGAGGUGGGGGUCUGUAG
Molecule: messenger RNA, 7209 nt
Organism: Knipowitschia caucasica
Lineage: Eukaryota; Metazoa; Chordata; Actinopteri; Gobiiformes; Gobiidae
Source: the annotation of a GenBank genome assembly